CGAAGACCAGAAAUUGUUUUUUAUCGAAACGCUCAGAGAUUCCCUUUUUCAAUGUUGCCUUCUUCUUCUUCUUCUUCUUCUUCUUCCUCUCUCUAUGGUUUUGAAAUUGAUGCUUAGCCUUUGUUUGGUUGCUGAGAAAAUGGAGGAAAGUGCAAGGAAGCAAAUCCACGAUGUAAUUUCGAGGAUUCUGCUUAGUAUAUUAGAAGGUUGUUCACAUCCCUUUCAUUAUGGGGUUUUGGAAUUGUGAAGGACCGAGUUCUUCGAUUUUGUUCAUCUUUUGUGAAGGUUGAGUUCUGGUGGAUUUCAUGCUGUGAAGCAUUAUGCCUUCUCUUUUUAACACGUUCACAACAUGCUACCAGAUUUGAAGGACAUAUUUUCUUAAUUUUCUGCAAAGUUAGAAAUUUUUGGAGUUUGGAAUAUUGCACAAGUUAUAUAUCAGCAUGAAGACACUGGCACAAACGAAAGCCAAAGUACCUUCUAGGUUUAAUGUUCAACAAUCGACUUUUGAGUUAAGAAGCAAAGUGGUUCUUGCACUAAGCAAGCUUGCAGAUCGAGAUACAUGUCAAAUAGGUGUUGAUGAUCUUGAGAAAAUAGCUCAAUCUUUGACCCCAGAUGGGAUUUCUCCAUUCCUUUCUUGUAUUUUGGACACAGACAAGGAGCAGAAGAGCGCAGUUCGAAAGGAAUGCAUUAGAUUGAUGGGUGUACUGGUGAAUUUCCACAGGAGUCUUCUUGGGCCUCAUGUAGCUAAGAUGGUUGCUACAAUUGUCAAGAGGCUUAGAGAUCCGGACUCUGUUGUGAGGGAUGCUUGUGUGGAAACUAUGGGUGUUUUGGCUUCUAAGUUGAGUGACCAUGGAGAUGCAAAAGGUGGAGUCUUUGUUUCUUUGGUGAGACCUCUUUUUGAAGCUAUGGGUGAGCAGAAUAAGCAAAUGCAGUCAGGUUCAGCAUUGAGCUUGGCAAGGGUCAUUGAUAAUACCCAUGAUCCUCCAGUUUCCAUUUUGCAACGGAUGUUGACUCGAACUGUCAAAUUGCUUAAGAAUCCACACUUCAUGGCAAAACCAGCAGUAAUCGAGUUGAAUAGAAUUAUUAUUCAGGCUGGGGGUGCUCCAUCACAAAAUGUUCUAUCUGCAGCAAUGACUAGCAUCCAAGAAGCACUCAGAAAUAGUGACUGGACCACUCGCAAAGCAGCUUCUGUAGCAUUAGCAGAAAUUGCUUCAAGUGGUCAAUCUUGGUUGGGAUCUUUCAAGCGUUCCUGUAUCAGUUCUCUUGAGUCAUGCCGUUUUGACAAGGUAAAACCAGUUAGGGACACAGUACUUCAUGCUCUACAGUACUGGAAAAGUCUUCCAGGGCCUGAUACUCCUGAAUCUUCGGAAACUGGAUCUUCAAUUAAAGAUAAUUUCUAUAGAGGCGAAUAUAGUGAUAUCACCAGUACCAACGACUCUAUGAGGAAGGAUGUUACACCAAAUAGAGUUGUUACAGACUCGGCCAAAAGAAGGAUUCCUUUAUCUGUGAAGAAAUCAUGUCAAAAUUACCAGGAGUCUCAGCACCCCAAAGCAGAUGAAUGGCAAAUUGAAAUUGCAGUCCCAAAAUCCCUUAAUGUUUCUUUAGCAGAUAUUUGUACUGAGGAAUCUGAGGGUAGUUCUGUCACCAAGACUCUGGAAAGAAUCAAUUCUUACAGCACUAGUAUACCAGAUAAUGGCUGUGAAUAUGCACCAGUUGAUGACAAGCAAGAUUGUUCAUCAGUGUCCAACCUAGUUUCUGACAACUUUGAGACUAAGUUUGUGACAGUUUCUCAGGACUCAAUUGAGGCUGGUGGCUUGCUAAGGUCCACCGGAAGAAAUAGACGGUUCACAGCUGAAGUGAUUAAUAAUGAGGAACAAACACAUUCUGCGAAGGUUAGAGAUCGUGGAAGUCUUGAUUCUACACUCACAGAGAAUAGUUUUCAACCUUCGCAUGGAUGCUGUUCACAGGUAGCCACUGAAAUGGCUUGCAUUCAAAAACAACUUUUGGAGAUUGAAAACAAACAUUCAAGUUUAAUGGAAAUGCUACAGGUAUUUUCAACUGGCAUAAUGGAUGGCUUAUCUAUGUUAAAGUCUAAGGUAUCAGUUUUAGAGCAUGAAGUUGAUAGAAUAUCUCAUGCACUUCUGCAUGGGGCGAGACAUUCUGAUUCAGCAAUCUCUAAACUUAUGAAGCAGAACCAAAGUUUUUCUUCUCCCAGACUCUCAACAUCCUCACCAAGGCCGUCUGUUGAUAUUCACAACAAACAGCCUUCAUUGUUUUCAGCAAAGAACUCUGACAUUUGGGAGGAAAAUGCAUCUGGUAGAAGCAGAUCAGUCAAUUUGAAAAAGGCCACAGAGAUGAGGAUUAAUCCUACUGUAAAGACUAGUAGGAAUGCCAUGAAGGACAUGCAGGAUAUCUCUGGACAUGGAGCAUCAAAUAGGAAUUGCACAAGAAAAGUUGAUGCUGUCCUUGCUUCAGUUUCAAGUGCCAAUGCAAGAGAAAUUGGUCCAGAGAACAGCAAUUGCCUGUGGCAACGUGUUAAAGGUUUUCUAUGCAAAGGAGACCUUGACUCUGCAUACGUGGAAGCUCUUUAUUCGGUUGAUGAACUUGUUCUAGUUGAGCUUCUUGAUAGAACUGGUCCUGUACUGGAAAGUUUGUCCCACAAAACUGUCAGUGACAUACUGAGCACUCUGGCAUCUUACUUCUUAGAACAAAGAUUUAUGAACUCUAUAAUCCCUUGGUUGCAGCAGGUAGUGGACUUGAGCACAAUUCAUGGACCGGAUUACUUUGUCCUCUCUGCUAAAGCAAGAAGGGAAUUCUUGUCAGCAAUUCAGGAGGCUUUUAACAUGGAAUUUUCUAAUCCAGCUGAGAGAAGAUCUAUUACUCAACUUGCAAUGAGAUUGUGCCACCUGUGGGGCAGUAGCGGCCAAUAAUCAGAAGACUUUUCAAUUAGGUGUACUGUUGAUGCAAUUGAUGUUCAACUCUUUGGCCUUCGUAAAUUUCCUUUUUCUUGAUAUGUCCGAGAAGAAAAGGAGUUUAUUAUGAAUAUGUGGCUGAUUGUUUUAUGUUGCAUUUUCUUUAAUAUCUUGCCUCUAAGUGGACUCUACCACGGUUUGGUUUGGUUUGGGUUGGGUUUGAGAUUGGCUUGGUUAAGUUGAACAACAAAAUUGAUCAAAGGUUUACGGGUCUGAAUAGGAUCAGAAUUGAGACCUCUA
Messenger RNA from Manihot esculenta (cassava), 3212 nucleotides. RefSeq names its product TORTIFOLIA1-like protein 2. The transcript is spliced from 9 exons. The record is from RefSeq and is a predicted model, not a curated record. Lineage: Eukaryota; Viridiplantae; Streptophyta; Magnoliopsida; Malpighiales; Euphorbiaceae. Gene Ontology annotation, cellular component: microtubule. Gene Ontology annotation, molecular function: microtubule binding. Bases 441 to 2930 code for a protein of 829 amino acids.